This is a messenger RNA of Diabrotica virgifera virgifera (western corn rootworm), 511 nucleotides long. RefSeq names its product E3 ubiquitin-protein ligase XIAP-like. The transcript has a single exon. Bases 59 to 511 code for a protein of 150 amino acids. The record is from RefSeq and is a predicted model, not a curated record. Gene Ontology annotation, cellular component: IPAF inflammasome complex. NCBI's taxonomy places the organism in Eukaryota, Metazoa, Arthropoda, Insecta, Coleoptera, Chrysomelidae. Gene Ontology annotation, molecular function: ATP binding; cysteine-type endopeptidase inhibitor activity involved in apoptotic process. Gene Ontology annotation, biological process: detection of bacterium; inflammatory response; pyroptotic inflammatory response.
ACCACGCCUUUUAGUCAUCAUAUAUAAGGUGUACAACCAUCCCAAAUCGAUAGUCACAAUGUGUCUCGAGGACACCUCAUUGAAUAAUUUUUAUGAAAGAUUGUAUACUUUCAAAAACUGGCCUGGAUUGGUGCCCGCUAGUGAUUUAGCAGUCUAUGGAUUUUACUACUUACAAACAGAAGAUAUUGUAAGAUGUUUCCACUGUGGUGUCGAAAUUUACAAAUGGUUAACGAGUGAUAAUGUAUAUGAAGAACAUAUUAAGUUUAGUCCAAACUGUAGUUUUGCACGAAUAACUCAUUCCAAAUUUCCUACAUACCAAAACAAUCACAGAUCAGCACUAGACAUGAAAACUGAAAACAUGAGUCAUUCCAAAUUUCCUGCAUACAAUAAAGAUAUCAAAAGCGAGAUCAAUCAGCAGAAUGGGAAUUUAUAUCUAAAUUUAUUUUUUAGUAUGCUACACUUUAUCUUUUUGUUAUUGAGUAUAUACGUAAGUAAAAAAGAAUGUAAAUAA